AUGCAACUUUCUGUACCACUGGGUGAAGAUGCAACAUUCUGUACCACUGGGUGUAGACGCUACAUCCGUCGAAGUCACAAGACAACGUUAAAUUGUUUCCGAAACAAUGUCACCACAUUAGAACUGGAGUCCGUUGUUGCUGUGCAGUAUAUCCAACUGCCCGCUGAGGCAGAGCCAGCAGGCAACGCUGGCAAA
Molecule: messenger RNA, 195 nt
Organism: Iphiclides podalirius (scarce swallowtail)
Lineage: Eukaryota; Metazoa; Arthropoda; Insecta; Lepidoptera; Papilionidae
Source: the annotation of a GenBank genome assembly